CUCGCGUAUGACAGAAUUGCAAUUGCUUCUGCUGCAUUGAAUUGAUGCUAGAACGUCGGUGUAUACACAAACAUAACGAAAUCUUCGAAACACGCUUGUCUUUUGUAAAACACAAUUCUUAGUUGUGAAACAAAAAGUUAAUAUCGUGUGAGUGAAAAGUUACCUCCUCUUCUCUUUUUUAAACUGCAACGAUGAUCAUCGUCCAAUCAUCGUUGCACUUUUAAAACUUAAUGGCUAUGAAAAAAAUUGAACAAUAAACAGUAAAAAUAGUGCAAUGAUUAAAUACCAAAGAUGUUUACUCUGUCUUCUUAAAAAUAAGUAAAAAAUACCCCAUUACUCUCAUGGUUUGAUUAUGUUUCUUGGUGAAACGAAUAAGAAAUGUCACAGUUGGUUUUUUGCUGUCCAAAUAAUGAAAAAAACAAUGUUUUUCAUUUUUGUAAAAAAAGGAGUCCAUACUGGGCCUUAGCUAUUCUCAGAAUUGUACUUACUUUUAUUCCACAAACCGGAUACAUCCAUCCUGAUGAAUAUUUUCAAUUUAUUGAAGUAGCUGCAGGUGACAGUUUUGAUAUUGAUGUUUACAGACCAUGGGAAUUCAAUAUUUCUUUUCCAGUGAGAAACUCCCUGUUUCCACAAGUAUGCGUGCGAUUUCCAUACUUGAUACUGGACCAACUGUCGCCUUAUGUGGAAACCUAUUUUGGUUUUACUCUCAACACUCCAUACUUUCUAGUCUUAUUUCCAAGAAUAUUAAUGACCCUUUUAUCAUUUGUUUGUGACUGUUGUCUAUAUAAAAUAUGUGUUAUACUCAAUGAACCAUAUUUAGUCAGAAUGACUCUUUUUGCUAGUUCCUAUAUCAUGUUUACAUAUUGUACUCGAACUUUUUCUAAUUCUAUUGAAAUGGUAUUAACAUCAGUAUUGAUCUACUAUGUAUCUAGGUGUAUGGAAUUUUCUAAUAAGGUUGUUUUACAGAGCGACUACUUAACAAAAAAAUACUACAAAGCUAAAAAUGGGGUUGAACGCACAAAAAUAUACAAAUUACGUAUGACUUUACCUUCUCAUUCACUUAACGACUGUUUGUUGCUAGCAACUAUAACUGUUGUUGGAAUAUUUAACCGACCAACAUUUGUUGCUUAUGCAUUUUCUCCAAUCUUUUUUUGGCUACAAAGAGGACUUGGAUCUAUUAGUGUUGGAUUUUUAGAUUUUCAUAUAAGGAUAUUCACUUUCAUAGUCUUUGGUAUUCCAACAGCAUUAGCUUUGAUUCUCUAUGACAGUAUGUAUUUUAAAUAUUUAACAAUGGAAGAAAUAGGAAAAUUUGAGAUAAGCAUGAACAACUUUGUGGUAACACCGCUCAACUUUGUGAAAUACAAUUCUAUGAGUGAUAAUCUUAAAAAUCAUGGACUGCAUCCUCGGUUUCUACAUUUUAUUGUAAAUGUACCAUUGCUCUUUAGUAUUCUUGGAAUUUUGAGCUUGCUUACUUGCAUAAAAAUGUUUAAUAGUGGAUUAAAAGGCAAGUGGCUAGAACUACCUCGUAUACAGAGUGUUGAAAGUUUAAUGUUUGCUUCAUAUGUGGUACCAGUGUUAGUAUUGUCCAUAUUUCCCCAUCAAGAACCAAGAUUUAUUAUACCUGCAUUACUACCAAUAAUAUUCUUAUUUAGUCAUAAUAUCAAGAGUCCAACUGUUAAUGUAAUAAAUGUUACAAAUAAUGCACAAAAUAUUUCUUCAAGAGAAGUUAAGAAAAAAAAUUCAAAAAUGUUAUACUUUUGGUAUGUAAGCAAUGUACUUUUGACAAUAUUUUAUGGCUUUAUACAUCAAGGAGGUAUAUUGCCAGUGGCUAGUCAUUUAGCCAAAGAACUGAAAUCAAAGCCUGAUCUCACUCAUGUUUAUUACAUGAGUUCUCAUUCAUAUCCAUUACCAACUGGAAUUCUUCAAUUGAGAAACACAGGAAGAACUUACACCAGUAAUACAGGCCAUAAAUACAAGUUGACGAAGGAUUUUCAUUUCUCUGAAAUGGGCUCUAAAGAUGUUGAUAUUAUCGUUAAUGAGAUAGUGUCGACUCUGCGUCAAUGCGAAGAAAAUUGGGAAAGUAAAAAUAUUCCAUACAGAUUUUACUACGCCUUACCCACGAGUUUUUUAGUUGAAUUUACGCAAUAUGUAUCUCGCAAUAAUUCACAACAGUUUACUUAUAAAAUUUACAAAGAAUUUUCACCACAUAUUUCUCUGGAAAAACCCCCUACAACGGAUAUAUUAUGGCAGUAUUUGAAACCUAGAACAAUGCUAGAUUUUAAUGAUCCAUUUCAACAAUUCGUCACUCUCGUAUCGAACUAUUCAAGUCAGUUCAGUUUGACAUUACUUCAGAUUGAACAUCCACGAAUAAGAUGACAUGCAAGACGAAUUCUGUUAAAUUAUAGCCUGAUAAAGUAAAUUGAUCAUCGAAAAUUUUGCAUAUAAAUCUAAUUGUUAAUUGUAAUAAUAUUUAUCGAUGUUUGCAAUCACUUAAAUUUAUAUGAACGAGCUAUAUUUAUUACACAGUAUGUACAAAAUUGAA
This is a messenger RNA of Trichogramma pretiosum, 2542 nucleotides long. It is a transcript of the gene PIG-Z, whose product is annotated as GPI mannosyltransferase 4. NCBI's taxonomy places the organism in Eukaryota, Metazoa, Arthropoda, Insecta, Hymenoptera, Trichogrammatidae. The coding region runs from base 379 to 2376 and encodes 665 amino acids. The transcript is spliced from 4 exons. Gene Ontology annotation, cellular component: endoplasmic reticulum membrane. The record is from RefSeq and is a predicted model, not a curated record. Gene Ontology annotation, molecular function: alpha-1,2-mannosyltransferase activity. Gene Ontology annotation, biological process: GPI anchor biosynthetic process.